Messenger RNA from Cucurbita pepo subsp. pepo (vegetable marrow), 1452 nucleotides. Lineage: Eukaryota; Viridiplantae; Streptophyta; Magnoliopsida; Cucurbitales; Cucurbitaceae. The record is from RefSeq and is a predicted model, not a curated record.
CGUGGGACGCACGUCUGAGGGGUUUGGUUUAAGCGGUUAGGCAAAUCCCAACCGAGUUUCCCGCUAAAUACAGCAACAUGUACCUUCCUCCAAUCGCCAUUUCAGGAACCCAUUGCAGGGAGUCUCCUCCUCCUCCCCCUCCUCCCACUCCCCUCCUCUGUCUUUCCGGGCUUUCAAUCUCUUUGUUCUGUGCCUCGCUUACAUUUUCAUUCACAUUCCAGGUUUUUGAGGCUACUACGAAUUGACGGGAAGCGAUGUUCUGCUGCGGAGGUGUGGAGGAGGAAAAUUAUGGCGCGCCUUCGAGUCAAUAUUCAGCCCCACCGAGGGGAAAUACGUAUGGUGGCAGUGAGAGAGGAGAGCCCAGGAGCUCCAAUGUUGUCAGAGGUGGACCUCCUCAGCAAAUAUUGCCUAUUGAAACGCCAGUCAUUACACUGGAUGAACUAAACAGGUUAACAAGUAAUUUUGGUGCGAAAUCUUUCAUUGGAGAAGGUUCUUACGGUCGGGUUUAUUAUGCGACGUUAAAGUGCGGUCAGGCCGCUGCAAUAAAGAAACUGGAUACCAGUUCUUCACCGGAGCCCGACAACGAUUUUGCAGCUCAGCUAUCAGUUGUUUCUAGGCUCAAGCAAGAGAACUUUUUGGAGUUAAUUGGGUAUUGUUUGGAGGCUAAUAAUCGAAUCUUGAUAUAUCCGUUUGCAAAAAUGGGUUCUUUGCACGAUAUAUUACAUGGAAGAAAAGGAGUACAAGGGGCUGAGCCUGGUCCAGUGCUUACUUGGAGCCAGAGAGUUAAAGUUGCCUUUGGUGCAGCCAAAGGCCUUGAGUAUCUACAUGAGAAGGUUCAGCCUUCCAUAGUUCAUCGUGAUAUCCGGUCGAGUAAUGUUCUUCUCUUCGACGACUUCCUCGCGAAGAUUGCUGAUUUCAACUUGACAAAUCAAUCAUCGGAUACAGCAGCACGACUUCAUUCAACUAGAGUCUUAGGAACAUUCGGUUACCAUGCUCCAGAGUAUGCUAUGACAGGACAGAUUACUCAAAAGAGUGACGUUUAUAGUUUUGGCGUAGUUCUUCUCGAACUUUUGACAGGACGAAAGCCAGUAGAUCACACGAUGCCUAAGGGACAACAGAGUCUUGUUACUUGGGUAAGUCUUCCCUUUCUCCACUCUUCCUACUGCCUGCAGUAUACUCAGACUCAAUUAGCCAUUCAUAUUGUUCUGCAGGCAACACCAAGAUUAAGUGAGGACAAGGUGAAACAGUGUGUAGAUCCCAAGCUAAACAACGAUUACCCACCAAAAGCUAUAGCAAAGUUGGCAGCAGUUGCAGCCUUGUGUGUUCAGUACGAGGCUGACUUCAGGCCAAACAUGACAAUUGUGGUUAAGGCUCUCCAGCCGCUUCUAAAUUCUUCAAAACCACCAGGACCUGAAGCUCAACCUCGUCCAUGAGAUAAUACACAUUUUAGUU